AUGACUGACGUAAAAGAGCAACUGCAUUCCACUGAAGAAAAGUAUAAGCGUUUCAAACAGCAGCAAUUCAUUUUCAUAACAGCUCUUGAGCGGUCAAGGGAGCAUGCCAGGGACAAAACUGAGCCUGUCUCCACGGUGACACAGGUUCAAAGGUACAUGAACCAUCACUGCAGCAAUGCCACUGACAGACGCAUCUUCUCGCUCUUUUUGGAGAUAAUUUCUGAUCUUGGCGUUGUUUUAAAACUUCUGCAGUCCUCACUGUCCAGCCAAAACAAUUUGUGCAAGACCCUUGAAACCUGCAAGGAGCUCCUCAGCCCCAGCAAUAACAUAAAUGAACUCAGGGCACACUAUCCACACAGUGAGAUUAACCGCCUGAGUUGUGAUGAAGCAAGGAAUUUCUAUGGUGGAAUUGUGAGCGUGAUUCCACUGGCUUUAGACCUCCUCACUACUUAUUUUAAAGGAGGUGCUCAACCUGUCACUCCAUCAGUUACAGAAACAUCUCCCCAGCAAACAGAGGCAAAGAGCAUUGGGAUGUCUGCUGACCUUGAUAAGGCUACCAGUAACAACUCUACAUCUAAGAAAGGCACAGGUGGAUGGCAUGCUGGAAAACCAGCCUGGAAGCCACCAGGCCAGACAAGCCAUUAA
Messenger RNA from Myxocyprinus asiaticus (Chinese sucker), 645 nucleotides. RefSeq names its product sperm acrosome associated 9 (gene spaca9). The coding region runs from base 1 to 645 and encodes 214 amino acids. The transcript is spliced from 3 exons. The record is from RefSeq and is a predicted model, not a curated record. Lineage: Eukaryota; Metazoa; Chordata; Actinopteri; Cypriniformes; Catostomidae. Gene Ontology annotation, cellular component: ciliary base; sperm flagellum; acrosomal vesicle.